GAAGAAAAACUAAAAGAAAAACAGGAACAUGCCCGAAAAAAGGUUCUGCCGCCGUCCAAUCAUCCCUUAGUUUUCUUCCCUGGCAACCCUCCUCGUUCCGUCUUCUUCUCCGGCGAAGAGCUUCACUUGCUUUACCCUAGAGCCGCCCUUGAUUUGGAUACCACGAUUUAUGCUUAUUUUUGUCCCUUUCGCAGCCUGAGAAAGAACACAGCUAAGUUAUCAAUUUGCUUCAAUUGCCGGCUGCAAGAGUAUUAUUAUUUUUUAAUCGUGAUAAUGGAGCCUAGUGCAGAUAUUAACCUUGAUACAGACAUCUGGAGUUUGAAUGAUCAAGAUAGCAAUGCAAUUAUAUUGCCAGACAAGAAAAAGAAGAAGAAGACAGAAAAGGAACAGGUAUCGAAAAAGCUUAAAACGAAGAAUAACAUUAAGUUAAGUCAAUCUCAGAAAAAAAAGCUGAAGAAACUCGAGGAAGACAAGGAGAAAUCAAUCCUUUUAGCUGAAAGCAUUAAGACCUUGAAGAAGUACCAGAUCCAAGAUGAUCUUUAUUCACUUAUGUGGUCUUCAAGGAACUUGGGUCAGGGUGAAACUAGUCGAGAGAAGCGUAGAAGAGAAGUGCAGUUUUCUAGGGCGGGGUUAGAAGUGCCACAUAGAGAUCGACCAGUCAAGAAGAGGACAGCCAACGGCCUAACUAGUGAUGUCUUGGAUGAUUCUAACGAAAUGAAGUCGAGUCCAAUAGUCAAUAGCAAUCUUUUGCAGUCCUCCGUAGGAAAAGGUGAAGUCCAAAGUGAAGCACUCGUCACUCCAGGGUCUCCUGAAGAGUUGACUUGUCAGAGUGGACUUUUAGUUUGCGGUGGAGAUGCUUCGGUGCAAAAUAAGCAAGAAGAGGAUAGAACUACAGAAUGUUUAAAGUCAGAUUAUCAGCAAGAUCAUCUAUCAAUUUGUGAUUGUCAUAACGAAGAACAGAGGAAAUCAACGGAUGAUAUCAAGGAUAUUCAAAAUGCCAGUUUGAGCAAUAGUAGCAACUCGGCUAACUGUCUUCCUCAAAGAGCUUUAACAACUCCAACUGUGGUGCACGUUUCAAGACCAAAGGAGGUUGAAAAUAAGAGGAGCGAUCUGCCGAUAGUCAUGAUGGAGCAGGAGAUAAUGGAAGCUAUAAAUGAGAACACGUGUGUAAUAGUUUGUGGUGAGACAGGUUGUGGUAAGACAACCCAAGUUCCUCAGUUCCUUUAUGAAGCUGGCUAUGGUUCAAAUCAUUCCAAUGGUCGUGGUGGUAUUAUUGGUGUGACUCAACCACGCCGUGUUGCGGUACUUGCAACUGCCAAGCGAGUGGCAUUUGAGCUUGGUUUUAGUCUUGGCAAAGAGGUUGGUUUCCAAGUUAGACAUGACAGGAGGAUAGGAGACAGUUGCUCCAUAAAGUUCAUGACUGAUGGAAUUCUGCUUCGGGAACUGCAGGUAAGAUGUCAGUAUCUAUGUCUAGGUAAAUUGAAAUCUUCGUCCCUACCUUUUAAGUGCUUUGUAUUUUGUCCUUACUAUGAAAAAGGGUGCACACCAUUUGACUGCUAAAUAUUUAAGAAAAGG
Molecule: messenger RNA, 1575 nt
Organism: Nicotiana tabacum (common tobacco)
Lineage: Eukaryota; Viridiplantae; Streptophyta; Magnoliopsida; Solanales; Solanaceae
Source: RefSeq, a predicted model, not a curated record